This is a messenger RNA of Talaromyces marneffei, 3141 nucleotides long. RefSeq lists its product as uncharacterized. The transcript has a single exon. Gene Ontology annotation, cellular component: intracellular membrane-bounded organelle. Gene Ontology annotation, molecular function: phosphatidylinositol-3,5-bisphosphate 5-phosphatase activity. The record is from RefSeq and is a predicted model, not a curated record. Gene Ontology annotation, biological process: phosphatidylinositol dephosphorylation. The coding region runs from base 1 to 3141 and encodes 1046 amino acids. Lineage: Eukaryota; Fungi; Ascomycota; Eurotiomycetes; Eurotiales; Trichocomaceae.
AUGGAGAGCCUGGAAGAUACCUUGCGGGCUGCCAACAACAGCGCCCAUACCAUUGCUGGUGAUGCUCCAGUAGCUCAACAACCACUGGCGCGAUCGGAGGAGCUAAGCGCCGCAGUUUCUGAUCCUGUACUCGACAACAGCUACCAGCUACCAGAAACCACAAGUGAUCCAUCGAAUAUUCACCCAGCGUCGUCGAACACACCGCCCGAUCUCGAAGAUGAUGCCGUGUCUGAACCUUCCUUUCCGCAACUAUCUUACAACCCUGCGCUAUCUGCAGAGGAGAGACUGUCAGAUGAGGUGGGGGGCGUUGAUGAAGAACCAACGGCCCCUUCGUUCAAUCGGUCUGGUUCGCCCGUGAAUAGCACUCAAAAGAGCAAGGGAUCAUUCUAUGAGAAAGUCGGCGAGGAAGGCAUCGUGCGCAUGCACAAAUUCACGCUCUACGAAACGGCUACACGAUACUACUUGGUUGGGAUCGAUCAGCUAGAUACUCGCUACAGAGUCCUGAAGAUUGACCGGACAUCCGACUCGGAUGAUCUGAAUCUCGUGGAGGACGACAUCGUUUACAGCAAGCAUGAGAUGAACCAACUACUUGAAACGAUCGAGGAUGGCAACAAAAGCUCGGGCGGUCUGAAACUCAGGUGUAGCGCGUGGGCACUGCUUGGUUUCAUCAGGUUUACUUCGGCUUACUACAUGUUACUGGUUACGAAGAGAAGCUCUGUAGCUAACAUUGGCGGUCAUUUUAUUUAUCAGAUUGACGGCACGGAGCUGAUUCCACUCAUCACAACCGCAUCAUCUCGUGAACUCGAAAGAAAUCCUGAGGAAGCUCGUUACAUAGGGAUUCUGAAUAACCUCGACCUAUCCCGAUCGUUCUACUUCAGUAAUUCGUACGGUAUCACGCGCACACUACAGCGAAACAUCUCGCGAGAGCGUCAAUCUCUUCAGGAAGAUCCUGACAAGCCACCCGUAUACGAUCAUAAUUCUAUGUUUGUUUGGAACCAUCACUUGCUUAGUCCCGCUGUUGCCAACCUCAAAUCGGCCUAUGAUUGGUGCCUUCCUAUCAUACAUGGCUACGUCGACCAGUCGGUUCUCUCGGUUUAUGGACGAUCAGUGUAUAUCACUAUAAUUGCACGUCGAUCUAGGUUUUUUGCUGGAGCACGAUUUCUAAAACGCGGAGCCAACGACCUCGGUUAUGUUGCGAAUGAUGUCGAGACCGAGCAGAUCGUAUCGGAAAUGACGACCACUUCCUUUCAUUCACCUGGACCUAAGCUUUACGCAAACCCACGUUACACCUCAUACGUACAGCAUCGUGGGAGUAUUCCUUUAUAUUGGACUCAAGACAGCACUGGUGUCAGUCCAAAACCUGACAUUGAACUCAACCUUGUUGAUCCUUUUUACUCAGCAGCUGCAUUACAUUUCGAUAAUCUAUUCGAAAGGUAUGGGGCGCCGGUGUAUGUUCUGAAUUUGAUUAAAGCGAGGGAGCGAACUCCCAGAGAAUCAAAACUGCUCAAAGAGUUUACCAACGCUAUCAACUAUCUCAACCAAUUUUUACCGGAUGACAAGAAGAUAAUAUACAAGGCCUGGGAUAUGAGCCGUGCUUCCAAGAGUCGUGACCAAAAUGUCAUAGACACCUUGGAGAGCAUUGCCUCUGACGCUCUUCCUAUUACUGGAUUCUUCAAGAACGGGGAUGACAAGGAAUCGGGCCUGCAGCUGCAAGAUGGUGUUGUAAGAACAAAUUGCAUUGACUGUUUGGAUCGAACAAAUGCCGCUCAAUUCGUCCUCGGUAAAAAGGCACUAGGCUAUCAAUUACAUGCCCUCGGGGUCAUAGAAGGAACACAAAUUGAGUAUGACACUGAUGCGGUCAAUAUGUUUACAAAUAUGUGGCAUGACCAUGGAGACACCAUUGCCAUUCAAUAUGGUGGUUCGCAUUUGGUCAAUACCAUGGCGACGUACCGCAAAACAAAUCAAUGGACGAGUCAAUCUCGCGAUAUGGUUGAGAGUUUCAAGAGAUACUACAACAACUCUUUCCUAGAUGCCCAACGGCAAGAGGCAUACAAUCUCUUUCUUGGAAAUUAUAUCUUUAGUCAAGGCCAACCUAUGCUGUGGGACUUGACUACGGAUUACUAUCUUCAUCAUGUAGAUCCACGUACGUGGUCCAAAUUGAGACGCCCGAAUUAUAUCACUUGGUACACCCCAGAAUAUCUUGAAAGAGGCAAUGAAGACAGCAAAUGCCCCCCUCCUAUCGCUCCCAAAGACAAUCCUCUGUCAAAUUACGAUGACUAUUGGGUAGAAUACUACCGCCCAACCUCAGUGACGUCGUUUGGGAAGAUAUAUCCGUUAAGACUCAACUCGACGAUGAAAUAUCUUCCCUUCCGGUCUACUCAAGGUGGUCGUUAUGAUUUGAGCCCAUUUGUAGUCAGGCUUUCUCCGCACGAACCGGCAAGUCGGGAGCGGGCAGCUACUCAACAACGGCCAACAUCAUCACAUCAGAAAAAGGGAGUGACCAUCCAGGAGCCCGAGGUUUUGAGCGAUCAGUCCAGUGGAACUUUCCAUGGCGCGAAUGUUAUGGGACACAUCCAUACUUGGCAACAUCAACCACCAUCUGCAGUGAAGAUCCCUCCUUCAACGGGCAUUAUGAAAGGUGUUACAACUAAGACGUCUCCUGAUCAGAGUUCAGGCUUCCCAUCACUCGAAUCUUCUACAAAAGCGAGCAAUAAUGGGGCAGACGGUAGUCCAAGUAAAGCGCAAAUCACCCAGUGGACCCUCGGCCAGCUGGUGUCAGAUUCUUUGAGUCCAUCUGUCACCUCAGCUGAAGCGGAAGAAUAUGAAAGAUACAUCAACCAUCCACUCAAAGUACCGCUGGUUGUAACAUCAGACGAUGAUAUCGAAACAGUUCUGACGUUGCGAGAACAAGGCGCCAAUCUUGAGUUCUUAGAAUAUGUCAAUAAAGCUAAUGGUAUUAAUUCUGGCGGAAUGCGAGACACAUUUGUUGCCGAAGAAGAUCUCAAUGAUUACACUGAGUUUCUGAGCGUGAAUGAGGAAGGAUUGACAGUGGUAGCUGAGGACUAUGAUAAGAAAAGAUACAAGAGGUACAGACAGUGGCUGAAGGGGAAGAGUCUAUUCAAACAGAGGGUAGAUCCGUGA